Messenger RNA from Ectocarpus sp. CCAP 1310/34, 2593 nucleotides. NCBI's taxonomy places the organism in Eukaryota, Phaeophyceae, Ectocarpales, Ectocarpaceae. The record is from the annotation of a GenBank genome assembly.
AUGGAAGCACUAGUGGCACUACGACGCACAGCUUGUCUGGGGCUCGCCUAUGCUUCGUUGUGGCUGCCUACAAGCAUUGAGGUGGAGGCAGAGGCAGCAGUGGGCGGUGCCGCUCGAACCUUGAUCGACGGCACCGAUUCAAGUAUUCACCACCUCGAUCUUCUCGUACAGCAACCCUACGAUGCGUCCCCAACAACGGCGCAGCCGCCCUGGUUCGACGGGUUCGGCGGGCGGGACGGGGUAGCAGCGGUCACGAUCGGCCACCCUAUACAGCGGAUUCUGCUUCACUUGAGAGCGGAAGGGGUCGGGCUGGAGGAAGGCAUGUCUUGGCCCGAGCGAGGAGGCAAGCGCGCCGACGCUAGCUCCUCCUACCGGCAGGGCUACCAGCAGCUGGACAACUACCUCGUGCGCGUCCUGGCGGGAAAGUCGGCGUGGGACCUUCCCCCCGGCCGCGUGGGGAAGACCGAGCUGCAGGUGGGCAUUCCGGCCGCUCGGAUCGCGCUCGGAAAGUUCGAGGUGCUGUUGAGGGCGGACUGCCUAGCCGUGGACCUGCCCCUCCUGCAGCCCUAUCUGGCGAAGGCUGUUCCUGCAGCCCAAGUCGCGGAUGCCGCUAGAGAGACGGAGGAUCUGCUAGAAUCCGGAGAAGCAUACUACUUGGUCUUUGGGAAAGAGGGGGGCAAGCUGUUGCGCGACAACCGUUGGGACCUUCAGCUCUGGGAUUUCGCGCAUAAGCUGGUGGAGUCUAGGAGCACGACAGCCGAGGGCUACCUGUGCGGGUCUUCCACCUCCGCUAGGCGUCAAAGGAUGCCCGGCGACGGUAGGCGCGCCGUGGUGUACAACUCCCCGUCCUUCCACGUCACCGGGGUGGCCAUGUUCUCGUGCGUGCUCAUGUCGCUUGGCUUCGACGUCACAGCGGUCGUCAAGGAGCCCGGCGCGGGUUUCGAGCACCUGCUCCCAUGCCCGGACAGGGUGGUGGCGCUGAGCGAGCACUACCUGAGGGACUUGCCCGGGGAGAUUCUGGACGAGGAAGCGGCGGCGGCGCUGUCCCUGCCCGAGAGCCUGACCGCUGAGCAGGAGGAGGAGCGGCUUCGGCAGCAGGCGUUGCACCUGGAGCGCCUCCGGAAGGAGGAAGAGGAGCUGCGUAAGCAGCAGGAGCUGGGACAGCAGCAGCAGCAGCAGCAGCAGCAGCAGCAGCAGCAGCAGCAGGGAGAGUCGGGGCGUGACGCGGCAGACGGAGGAGCGACGAGAAGAAGGAGGGCAACAGCGGGCUUCUCGUUAGAAGGAGGCUCGCGGGGGGCUGCCUUGGGCGGUGAUGGCGAUGAUGGUUUCGGCGCGUUAGACGUCGGAGUUCAGGAGGGGUCGGAUCGGGAGGGGUCCCGUGCUGCGGCUGCCGCAGGGGGCGGAGGUAACUCACGAGGGCUCGGCCAUGAGGAGUUGCGGCUGCGGCGGUUGCGGCGGAAGGAGGAUGACGAAAGGAGCGCGGGGGAAGACGUCCUGGGGACGGGGAGAAGGAGAGAGCGGACCGGUAGCGAAGACGGCGGCGGCCCGCGCGUAUUGGACGGCAGGGGUUGUGCGGGGCAGCGGGACGGGGGCGACGCAGACAAGAGGCACGGCAGCAGGGGGUUGGGCGGUGCCGAGCUCAGCGGCAGGGUGUCGGCGGCGGCGGGGGGCGACGGGAGGCAGGUCGAGGGUGGAGAAGGAAGGGGGGGAGGUCGGGGUCGGGGAGGGCCGUUCGAUCUGUCGGUGCUGUGCACCGCGGUGAACGACGUGAACCACCUCCUCAAGGCAACGUACCCGGUGGACCCAAGGCUCGCGGACGCCUUGCUGUGGGACGUCGACGUCUCCAUCUGGAACGUGCACAGCGUGGAGGGGGCCUUCCGCUCCGACCACAGGAUGCCCCCCGCCGUGGACGACUUCGCGAGGGGGGUUCCGUCGUCUGCGGAGAGGGGAGGCGGCGGCAGGCCCCCCCCCCUCACCUUCCUCACUCUCUACGGGGAGCACGUGGAACAGUUGAGCCGUGUGUGUUCGGCUCGUGUGUGUGUGUGUGUGUGUUUUGUUGACAUCGGUCUCGCGGCUAUAUAACCGACUGACCAAUACAAAAGACGUCCGUCUCUUACGACAGAGCGGGAUAAUAACAAGCCUUCUAGUAGUUGUUCGUGUGUGUGUGUGGUUUCGUCCCAUUAAUGGCGCUUGUAGAUCGCCUACACCUUACGGCAGUAGAUAGCCUACACCUUACGGUAGUAGACAACUUGCACCUUGCCGUAGUACACGGUACCCCGGCCGGCAUACUGUACGUGCGCCUUUGGUUUGCUGUUUCUUUUCAGCCUCGUGCUUCUUGUCGGCACCUGUACCGUUUCGUGUUGGCUUGUUGUCCCGGUAGCUGUGGCACCUCCCUCUUCUUUUCGUUUUUCUGGGAUCGUGAGGUAUGAUAGGAGCUCCUCUGGAGGGUAGCCAAUAGAUGGGUCUCGGUCGUUUUGGGGAUAAAAUGAUGUGGGGAUAGAAUUUGUUAUCAACAGCAGUAGGGAGAGUUAUGACGACAACAACUACAACAGCAAGUGCAUCAUCAUCAUCAACAACGACAAUAACAACAACA